CGUACGUUAUGACUGGUCAUUGUGGUGACCGAUCGCUAUAUAACUGAUGUAGAGCUCCGGUCGCCGCAUUUAAUGUUGUAUUAUCGAACGAUAUAGACCUGCGUCUAACUUAACCUAACCUAAUCUUUUAUCGAUAUAAUUAAAGUGAUGGCACCGAUCACAGACAGUGUGAACGGAAGUAAAAUUUAUACGCCCGUGAAGCAAAGUCUACCAGAAGUUGAUCCUGAUGACGGAUAUGGCGCGAAACGGUAUUCGUACGAAACCCUUGUGGAGAUAGCAAAUUUCCUACUCUCCCGCGUCUCAAUCCGGCCAUGCAUCGGCGUCAUUUGCGGCUCUGGGAUGGGUUCGUAUUGGAAACAGGGAUCAUUGGCUGAAACUAUAACUGACGCGGAGUGCAUACCUUAUGAAGAUAUACCCAAUUUCCCCGUCAGCACUGUUGAGGGACACCAUGGGAAACUAGUGUUCGGGAGACUGGAUGGCAUUCCAGUAGUAGCGAUGCAAGGACGCUUUCACUAUUACGAAGGAUAUCCGUUAUGGAAAUGCUGCCUACCGGUUAGAGUUAUGAAGCUUAUUGGGGUGAAGACACUUAUCGCCACUAACGCUGCGGGCGGUCUGAACCCUAAUUAUAAGAUUGGCGAUUUGAUGAUAAUGAAGGAUCACAUUAAUAUGAUGGGUUUCGCUGGCAACAAUCCCUUACUCGGACCAAAUGACGAGAGAUUCGGACCCCGAUUUAUACCGAUGAACAAAGCUUAUAAUUAUGAAUACAGACAAAUUGCUAAACAGUUGGCCAAAGAACUAAACAUAGAGAAUUUAGUAAGAGAGGGAGUGUACACUUGCCUCGGGGGACCUAAUUUCGAGACGGUCGCAGAACUAAACAUGUUGAAGAUGGUUGGAGUUGACGCUGUGGGUAUGUCGACUGUACACGAGGUAAUUAUUGCGAGACAUUGCGACAUGAAAGUAUUCGCUCUGUCUUUAAUAACCAACGAGUGUGUGACGCGCUACGACCAGGACGAUGAGGCGAACCACGAAGAGGUUUUGGACGUGGGUAGAAUGAGGCAGGACAUCCUACGCAAAUACGUCACCAGACUAGUUGCUAAGUUCGCUGAAGUAGAAAACUAUUAGUAACCAGCUUAAAUAUACGUAUACAUAUUUAAAAAUAUAAUAAUUUACACGAAACACUGAAAAAAAAUUGCCAAAUUCCAAAUUUUGUUAAUAAUUUACAGAAUUUAUUUGUUUUCCAUGUUAGGUUAAUUUUUGAUAGAAAAUUUUGUAGCGUUAUAUCUUGCCAUUGUAUUUAAGAGUGAUGUUUAGCAGAUUGUCUGUACCCAGUAAUCUCAUAAUCAUAGAUAAGAUAUAGUAAUUUUUAUAAUUAUCUAAGCUAUAAUUGUUUAAUUCUGCAUGAACACAUUAUAAGUUAUUUAGAAAUUAAAUUUUAUUUAUUUCAACAUAUUUUAUAUUAUUUUUCUGUACCAAAUUAAAGAAAUAAAUAAAAUGUAUAAUAUAUUAUAUCCCUUUCAUGCGAAUUUAUUGUAAUUACAUAUAAUACAUAUACAUAUGUAAAUAUUUAGUUUAAAUACUAGAGUUUAGGUAUGCUAAGCAUUUCUAUGAUCGUCUGUAA
Messenger RNA from Papilio xuthus (Asian swallowtail), 1618 nucleotides. RefSeq names its product purine nucleoside phosphorylase. Gene Ontology annotation, molecular function: purine-nucleoside phosphorylase activity. NCBI's taxonomy places the organism in Eukaryota, Metazoa, Arthropoda, Insecta, Lepidoptera, Papilionidae. Gene Ontology annotation, cellular component: cytoplasm. The record is from RefSeq and is a predicted model, not a curated record. Gene Ontology annotation, biological process: nucleoside metabolic process. The transcript is spliced from 6 exons. Bases 148 to 1122 code for a protein of 324 amino acids.